UGGAUCCAUAGCCUAUAAAGUUAUUUGUGACAGUGUGCUACAUGUAUCUGAGAGUGUUCUAUUUCACAAUGUGACCUCUUUGUUGGACGUUUCGGACGCGUGAACUCUAACUAUAAAACGCAGAAGGUAAAAGGCUGCAGAGCGGAGGAGCAAGUACAUUUCGAAACGGACAAAUGCAAAGAUUCUGAAAAAUAUCUACUUGGGAAAUAUGAAGUUGAAGACGGAACGUCCGUCUAGCUAGAAAACUUACCUCGCCCAACAUUCAAAGGAAAGUUUCGAUUUGACGGAAUUACUACGAAAGAAUGUGAAUGACUUUCCUUUAAAAAGAGGGUGGAUAAUACAUCGACAAGUAAACGGAAUCUGUAUAAAACUUCAGUAAAUGAGAGCAGAAGCGAUGAGCUACAACUACACCUGGAUUGAUAGAUGCGCGUAAAUAUUGCUCAGGACGAACGGACAAAAUUUGACAGGAUUCAUCGAAAAACAGAUCAAUGUGAUUACACGGGAAGACCCCAAUCACAAUUACGGACGAAUUGACUGAUAUUGAUAAAAUAUCACUAUUAGUAUUAUAACGCAGGUCUGACGUGCAGACAAACUUGAAUGGUACAGUAACGGACGAAAAAAUAGAAAUCGAAAUAUAACAGGUGACCGAAAAUAGUACUAGACGGACAAAAGUACGGAAGGUUGAUUUUGUUACUGAAACCAGGACGAAAGAACAGACCGACGCAAUUCGAUUUAGAUAUAGAAUACCGGAUCAUUGUAAAAAGUAACAGACGAACAGACAGACAUGGACGUAGACGUGGACGAUUUACAGCGAGAACUAAAACCAUGGGGAAAAUAUCAAAUACUUCAGCUUCUGUAUCUCUUCAUCGCUUAUCUACCGGUAGCCAUUCCACUUUUCAUCGUCAUCUUUAUAGGCUAUACCCCGCCUCACAAGUGCGCCGCUCUGUCUAAACCUCUGCACGAAUAUGGACUCGGAAUUCCGGAGGGAAAUGCGUCCGACUACAAUAUUGAGUACGGUGAAUGUGAACUGACCAUCAGCAGCAACCGUACCAACAGUACCUGGACACCGGUCACUUCCUCCUGUCUACAGGGAUACAGUUACGAGACCACCAAGGAAUAUUCGUUUGCGAGUGAAUGGGACCUUGUAUGUGACCGACAGGGACUAGGGGGCCUCACCACGACCCUGAUCAUGACCGGCCAAGCGCUUGGCGCAACUAUCUUUACCACGCUCUCAGACCGUUAUGGACGGAAGACUAUUUUCAUGGUUACUUUCAUCCCCCUAACGGCUAUCCUAACCGGAACCGGUUUCGCGCCAAACUUACUGGUAUUCAAUAUCCUGAGGAUUUUGACGGGUUUCAUACAGCAGGGUCUUGGCUUGUCAAUGUAUGCGAUGUGUAUCGAGAUGUUCCCUCUAGAGAGCAGAGGAGCCAUUGCCGCCAUUUCUGGUUUAUAUUGGGCCAUCGCGGUAGUAUUCUUUGCCGGCUAUGCUUAUGUCCUUCGGAAUUUCUCUUGGCGGGUCCUUCAACUUGCCUGUUCCGCGCUUGCCUUUCAUUGUGUAGCCGCCUACUGGAUAACCGAUGAAUCUCUUCGAUGGUUGAUUGCAAACAACAAGAAAAAAGAAGCGAUAAAGAUGAUAAAGAAUAUAGCGAAAUGGAACAAGUUGGACCCACAAGGAGCCCUGAGAAUGUUAGACGGAGAAAAAGAGCUGAAACCUUUGCAACCUACAGAGGGAAAGGAUCAAUCAUUACUUCAAAACGAAACGGAAAAAGGAAACGACGAGCAAAACGAACCGGAAACAGGAAACGAAAAGGAGCAGUUUAUAUUUCAACCUGAACCGGAUAUAGGAAAUGGAAAUCAACAGCUGUUACUUCGGAAAAUACCAGAAUUUGGGAAUGGAAAAGCACCGUUAUUAUUUCAACAGGAACCAGAAGCUACAAAUGAGCAUGCGCACGCGGCAUUGUAUCAAAGCAAAGAGGAAGUCUCGGAGGGAAAAGCAGCAGAAAAAUACACAAUCCUUGAUAUCUUCAGACAUAAACUGCUCCUCAGGAAUUCUCUGAUCGUAUGGUAUACCUGGUUCAUCAACAGUCUGACAUACUACGGUCUGUACUUGUCUUCAGUAACCUUGUCGACAGACAGGUACAUCAACUUCCUGAUCAACGGUGCCUUGGAGAUACCGGCAGGUAUUGUCGUCUGGUUGCUCAUUAACAGGAUAGGGAGAAAAAAGACGUCCAUUAUGUUCCAUACUCUCGCUGGAGUUGCUCUAAUUCUGUCUGUCGUCAUGAAGCUACCGAAAGACGACGCAGGAAUAGCGAAUAUUUUCUCCAUCAUAUUUAAUUUCACGGGAAAGUUCGCCAUCACAGCUUCUUGGACAACCAUGGGAUUAUAUACUCCGGAAAUUUAUCCAACAAAUCUGAGGAAUGCUGGCCUCGGCACGGCCUCCGCCGCCGCUCGGUUAGGUGGCAUGCUAUCACCGUAUGCCGAUGUCUUGGCUCGCCGCGCGUUCUGGGCUCCCGGGCUGAUAUUCGGGGUCGGUUCUCUACUUGUUAACGUGGGACUGGUCAUGUUGCCCGAGACCAAUGGUAGGGAGCUACCACAAACCCUGGACGAGCUCCUCAGCUGGUACAAAGGCGAGCAUGACCCGAGAGGCGCGCCACCCCAGUCUGACAUUGUUAUCAAAGAAAACGAAGAAACCAUUGAACUAAAAUAAUCUAGAACAAAUCAACAGAGAAGUGUUAUGAUGAAUCUAGAAGUAUGCUAUAUAAUAGAUAUAGAAUUAUUACAAAUCCUUGCUGACACAUUCAAUGAUGCGCGAUAGCAUGGUCAUUAAUUUAGAAAAACACGUUCAAAAUAAAAGGAAAAAUUGCAUUACAUCUGCCUUCUUCGAUUCUUGAGACAUUUUAAUUAACUCAUUCACCCCUAGAAUUUCAUAAUGAACUAUUCCAACCUUUGAAUUGGAAGAGUUAAAAUGUGUCUUCAGGGGUAUUGAUUAAACAGUUGAACAGCCAUUUGUAGGGAAAUACAUGUAUGGUUAUGUUGCUAUCAUGGAUACCAUAUUCAUCAAGUCACAAACGUCAAUCAAACCUCAUGAGGGAAUUUCCGUUUGAAUUUGACGACAUUCCACGGUGUUCGACCUAUGACGGAAAGACCCGAACAGCUUCCGAUUGGUUCUUGCUGUAAUUGGUUUAUAUCAAAUGGCUGUAUAAUGGAAAUGUACUGUAAAGAUUUUAUCAUAAACCCAAUUUCUGCUUAUACGAAAAUAGAUGUUUUAUGCUGUUUAUUUAGCAUAUGUCUAAGAAUUAACACUACUUACAUUAGCGCUAAAAUAUGCAACCGCUACAAUAAUAUCACCACUGAAAUAAUUAUACCGCUUAAAUAAUAUCACCACUAAAAUAUGUACAUAAAUAGUAACAUUUUAUUUUCAUUCUCAAAAUAACCCAUCAUCAUAGAACACAUUAGACAUAAAAUAUUUUGUUUGGGACGUCAAUUAAAUCACCGAUAAAUUACGCGGAAGGAUACUUAAACAAACAUUGAUAUGUAGGAUCGCGCACUACUUUUUAAAAUUUUGGGUUUACGCAUUGUGAUUUUUAACGUCGAAAAUUACAAUUUCACCUUUUUUUUGAAACCUGCGUUUAAAAAUUAUGUUGAAUGUGUUUCUUAUAAGAAUAUUUCUCCGAGAUAUUGCAUUCACGUACUAAUUUUACUGUAAAUGUCUCAAAAAUCACGCUGUCACAUAAAAGUCAGUGUACUUCACAAUAGAUUUUGUAUCCCUUUUUGUACAUGUUUGCUAUUAUAAUUGUAAACUACUAAAAUAUGUAUUAACCUAGUAAGUAGAUAGGUGGUGGUGAUAUGUUAUAUCAUGUAUACUCAGUGUGUAGAAAAAACAUCUAUUUUAUGUAUCAUUCUCCCAAAUACAGAAACAAUCUCUAUAUAGACUCCGUCGGCCCUGUUGUUGCGGUGAGGUGAAUCUGGGCAGAAUUUCUGUCAUCCUGUAUGAACUAACAUUUGCAAAUGUACAAAUAAUGAAACCGAAUAUUUUAUUGAACUACAUGUAUUAAAACUUCU
Mizuhopecten yessoensis (Yesso scallop) is the source of this 4062-nucleotide messenger RNA. RefSeq names its product solute carrier family 22 member 8-like. Lineage: Eukaryota; Metazoa; Mollusca; Bivalvia; Pectinida; Pectinidae. The coding region runs from base 785 to 2707 and encodes 640 amino acids. The transcript has 11 exons. The record is from RefSeq and is a predicted model, not a curated record. Gene Ontology annotation, molecular function: transmembrane transporter activity. Gene Ontology annotation, biological process: transmembrane transport.